This is a messenger RNA of Ipomoea nil (Japanese morning glory), 459 nucleotides long. RefSeq lists its product as uncharacterized. Gene Ontology annotation, molecular function: nucleic acid binding; RNA-DNA hybrid ribonuclease activity. The transcript has a single exon. The record is from RefSeq and is a predicted model, not a curated record. Bases 1 to 459 code for a protein of 152 amino acids. NCBI's taxonomy places the organism in Eukaryota, Viridiplantae, Streptophyta, Magnoliopsida, Solanales, Convolvulaceae.
AUGCCGCCACCGAGGAUUUGCCGCGUCAACGUCGGAUUCCUCUACGAAAUAGGCAAGGCGACGAUAGGUGCAGUUCUCCUCGACAUGGAUGGGGGAUAUGUUGCGGCAUUCAGUGCACUCCUCCCGGAUUGUUUCUCACCACUUAUGGCCGAGGCAUUUGUAUGCAAAGAAGCCUUAUCAUGGUUAAAAAAUCGGGGCGAGCGGUCAAUAGAGCUAUACACGGAUUGCUUGACGCUACAGCGUUAUCUUACUACACCACCAUCUACAGUUCGUUCCUACAUCGGCUAUGUCAUUGACAGCUGCAGAGCAGCUACAUCUUCAUUUGAUUUCUGUUCGUUUAAAUUUAUUUCUAGAUCAGACAAUUAUUUAGCACAUGUUUUAGCAUCUACAGCUUUCCAGCAUUCUAUUGCUAUGUAUUGUGAUCUUUUCCCACCUGACAUUAUUACGACUUACUUCUAA